AAUGGGUUCUUCAAUCUUUCCGUCCAGCGAGAGCCAACAACGUUGGCUACAACAUAUGGAGUACAGUUACUUGAAUAAGGGUGAGAUCCGGCCCUGCGUUUUCCAGCUUCCUCCUGGACUUAAGGAGACCAAACCCGAGUCCUACAUUCCUCAAUUUGUCGGGUUGGGUCCGCAUCACCAUUUCCGCCCCGAAGUCCAGUUCAUGACCACCAAAAAGCGUGAUGCCGUGGAGCUGUCUCUGGCAGGAUUGCAGAAUUUCGAAGAUCUAAUCCACACCAUCUCCAACGAUUUUGAACCCACCUGUCGUUCGUGUUAUGAUCGCUAUCUCGACUUGGACGCGACCGUGUUGUCGUGGAUCUUGAUCGUUGAUUCCAUUUUCUUGCUCUACUUCAUCCACGUCUAUAACUCGCCAUCGGAAUGGAGCAACCUGUAUCUGCACGUCGAGAAAUUGGUUCCUGAUGUGUUUAUGCUGGAGAACCAAAUCCCGUUCUCCAUCAUUCGCGCACUCGGGAACCAAAUCUCCAUCUCCUGUUAUCCUACUAAUGCCCCCGAGAAAGUGUUUAAAAACUUCUAUGAUAUCUGCUCCAAUCAUUCGCCGCUCCAAUUGGCAGGGAUCCCUGAAGACCCAGCCCUCGCGAAAUCGAUAGUGAAGUCGAUGCUGGAAGGGAGUAGCCACAUCCUUGAUUUCAUGUACCGGAUGAUUGUGGCAAAUUACAAGACCCCGGAGGAAUAUUACCGGAAUCACGGGUUCGAGAUGACAAUCUAUGGAUAUAUACACAGGUGGGAUUUUGUCAUCCCGAGAACUGUAAAGAUUGUUUGUCAACGGAGCUGGGAGACUCUUCGGUUCGUAGCCGAUGAAUUCAAGUCUGCUUUAUGGAAAGAAAAAUCAGCCAAUGCGAAUUACGAUAUCCCUUCUGCCUCCAGACUGUUCGGAAUUCUGAACAUGAGAUACAAGUUCCUCUACGAAGACUAUGGCAUCCUGAAUGUUGAACAAAAGAAAGGUCAAUAUUACGAUAAUGUAUUUUAUCUUCCAAAACUCAAGAUGGGCCCCAACUCAGAGACCAUAUUCAGGAAUCUGAUCGCCCACGAAGCAGCAAUGUCCAAGCAGCUGGAGUCAACCCCGUUGAGGGACUUCGUUAACAUCAUGUGCGGACUCAUUAAAUCCAAGAGAGAUGUGAUGCUGCUAAGGGAAGCAGAGAUAUUCGAAAAAGAACCGGGACUAACGGAUACCGAGAUCCUCAACGCCUGGAAUGGAAUCAGGCAAUGUGUCGAGAACAAUUCCAGUGUGGACAAGACCAUCGAGUCCGUGAACACCAAGUUCAACCAGGCGAAACGUGUUAGGUCGACGCGGUGGCUCGCUAGAGGUGUGGCUAAUGUGCUCCAGUACUUCACGUUCCUGGAACGGUUUGUUGGGUGGAUCACAGAAUUUGUCACCUUUUUUAAGACCGCCAUUUUGUUCCUCGUUGCACUCUUCAUUGGCUAUAAAUCAGCUUGUGGGAUAAACGGCUGCGAUCACAAAUCUGGAGAAGAUGGAGAAUUGUUGGGUCACAUUCUCAUGCUCCCUAGGAAAAUGCUUCCACACCAUCAACCUUUGUAGUAGUAUAAAUAGUACUUGUUCUGUUUCAUAGGAUCGAAUAUUUGUC
Oldenlandia corymbosa var. corymbosa is the source of this 1643-nucleotide messenger RNA. Lineage: Eukaryota; Viridiplantae; Streptophyta; Magnoliopsida; Gentianales; Rubiaceae. The record is from the annotation of a GenBank genome assembly.